Durusdinium trenchii is the source of this 1892-nucleotide messenger RNA. NCBI's taxonomy places the organism in Eukaryota, Dinophyceae, Suessiales, Symbiodiniaceae. The record is from the annotation of a GenBank genome assembly.
GCUAGGUGGUAGACAGAGACAUCCUGUUGUUCAGCACGUGCCCUCUUUCGUUUCGUGCCUCCUUCGAGUCCGCUCCUGAAGGUGUUUGCCACGAGCUUUUGGCAAAGUAAACACCUCAACCCUCCCGCAAAAGACGCGCUAGGGCCCUACGCCCGCGCCUGGUUGUUGUGCUCAAGACUCCUUGGUCGACGCUUGGUCGAGAUGCAGCGUCUCCACCAUGGAGGAUCCCAGCGAAGUGAAGCUGCCACCCAUGGCCUUGCGCUGCACCGACGCCGGCACCCCACCGCCGCCCGCGGCGCGGCAGCCCGCGUUGGUGCCGGUUCGCGAUGCGUGGCUGCCGGUGGCGCCGGUGGCACCUGCGCCAGAGGUGAAAGCAGAGGCGAUCCUGGAGCUCCUGCAGAGCAUGGAGCCAAUGGAUGCGGAGCUGUUGCGUGCCACCCGCUGGCAUGCCGUCUUGAACUGGGCUGGGUAUGUCUUCCGUGCCGGGCGCCACAAGAACUUCUACCGCCACAGCUUCAUCACAGAGAAGUUUGAUCAAUUCAUUUCUCACAGCUGGCACGGGAAGUCCUGGCAGAAGAUUUUGCUCUUGAUGGUCAUGCAGAAUGGUUUGCCUGCUUGCAUCUUUGGUACGCUGAGUGCCUUUGCCAUGGCCCUGGUCUGGCAACUGGAGUGGUCUGGUCUGCCGGGCUACCAGAUCGCUGCGAACGCCGACGCUGAACAUGUAGUGGUCUCGUUCUGGUCCUUGUUCGCGGGACUUCUGAGCACCAUGGUGAUCCUGGUGCUUUGGAGGCCUCCGGGCAACGUGUUCUUGGAUCGUGUCUGCAUCAAUCAGUUCAACCAGGAUCUGAAGGUCAUGGGGAUCAUUAGCUUGGGCGCGAUCCUCAAACGCUCGGACUCCAUCUUGGUGGUCUGGGAUGAAAACUACGUGGAGAGACUAUGGUGUCUCUUCGAACUGGCAGCAUUUCUGAAAACCCAUUUGCCAGAUGAGGGCCGCAUCCAGGUGAAACCGGUGGGAUUCGGAUCCGUUUGCUUUCUGGCCAGCGCCACACUCUCAGUCUUUGCUGUCUACGUCUUGUUCACGGGCGAGGUGGAGGCCUACGUCUUGUGGACGUUGAGAGUCUUGGGAGUUCUCUGCACCUACAUCUUUCUCAAGCUGACUCGGCAUCACUUCGACAGCUGGGACAGUGCCGAUCGGCGGCUCCGCGCUUUCGAGUUGAAAGGGGCCAAGUGCUGGUGUUGCAGUGUGAAGCAUGUGGACCCGGAUGGAAAACCUGUGGAGAUUUGCGAUCGAGAAGUGGUGGUGAAGUGUGUUAUCAGCUGGUUCGGCUCUGUGGCGGAGUUCGAGGAGUGCGUGCAGAGCUCGGUGGCCAAAGCGUUGGCGGAGAACCAGGGCACGGAGACUUCCUAUGCUUCGAAGUUAGGAUCGACGACGCCGAUCCUGUGGGUCGGGAUGGAUCUGGUGGCGAGUUACUCUCGCAUCGACUCCUUGCGAGCACAAGCACCCAUCUUGGCGCUGCAGUUCGUGGCUUGCUGGCUUUGGUGCAUCCCCAGCUGCAUCAACUUGGCGAUGUUCUUGGCCAGAAGCGCUUCCAGGGUCAGGUUGUCCUGCCCGUGCUUCGAGCACUUGAGAGAUCUCCUUUUCACCGCUCUGCUGGUGCUAUGUCUCACAUCUGCACGUGCCAGCGUGGCCUCUUCGCACGGCUCGCCGGAAAGCCAGGUGCUGGGUUGUGCGCUCUUUGCCUCCAUUUGGCUGAGCUGCUUCGUCCUUUCGCAAAGGCUGCUGCGCUGCGGGCACCGUGCUGCUAAAGAGAACAGCUCGGUGCGGCCGAGUGGGCGUGGGGGCUCGGCCUCUCCGACAGGGAGAGGAGUGCCAGGAGGCUGAGGAUCAGAGA